Messenger RNA from Syngnathus typhle (broad-nosed pipefish), 6149 nucleotides. RefSeq names its product elastin a (gene elna). The transcript is spliced from 52 exons. Gene Ontology annotation, molecular function: extracellular matrix structural constituent. Bases 200 to 4906 code for a protein of 1568 amino acids. The record is from RefSeq and is a predicted model, not a curated record. NCBI's taxonomy places the organism in Eukaryota, Metazoa, Chordata, Actinopteri, Syngnathiformes, Syngnathidae.
AAGAGUGACCAGAAUAAAAACAGCAACAACAGACAGGGAGGAAGGAAAAAAAGCAAGUGCUCCAUUGAAACAGAGCUUUUGCCUUCUUUGAAUCCCAUAUCGUUGUCCUUUAUUCCGCACCACUGCUCAACUUGUGUUAAUUAGGUAGCGCAGAAUAAAACCGGCUCAUCUGGAGAGGGGUGGUGCAUUUGGGAGCGAGAUGGCUAACGGAAAGGUUCGGCUGCUCCUCCAUGGACUCUUCCUCGUAGCAGCGAUUCAGCCCACUCUGCAAGGAGGCGUGUAUGUACCAGCUGGUGCGGGCAUAGGCACUGGACCAGGAACUGGAUUCUUUCCAGGGUCUACGGGAGGAGUGCCCGCCGGCUAUAAACCAGCUAAAGCAGCAGGUGGUUAUGGAGGUGGCGGGCAAGGCGGCGUCCCGGGAGGUCUGGUGCCAGGAGGUGUUGGCCAGACUGGAUUUGGUAUUGGAGGACUUGGAGCAGGACAAGGUGGAAAAGGACCUAAACCAGGUUAUGGAAAUCUAGGAACCGGGGUUCUUGGAGGUGGCGGGUAUGGAGCUGGAGGCUUCGGCGGUGGUGGUUAUGGGGGAUAUGGUGCAGUCCCCGGUGGAAUCUUCCCAGGAGCUGGACAGAAGGCUGGUAAAAGAGGUGUUGGAGGCCAUCUGCUACCAUUUGGAGGAGCCGGAACUGGAACAGGAACUCUUCCUGCUGGAGGCCCCGUUAUCCCCCAGACAGGUUUGCCAGGAGGGACCGGUGCUGGAUCAGGAAAGAAAGCUUCCAAAGUACCAGGUGUGGAUGUACCAGGACUUUAUCAAGGUGGAUUCGUACCAGCAAAUGGAUUUGGAAACCGUGGAGUUCUUCCAGGAGUUGCCACUGGCGAUGGCCUCAAUCAGAAAUCCCUUGGAGCAGGGGGACAGGGUGGAGCAGGAGCAGGCUAUGGUGGGCAGAUGCAGCCCGGAGUGUUCCAUGGAUACCCUCUGAAAUCACCCAAAACUCAAGGUGGCCAGGGAGCAAAACCUGGAGGCGGAAAACUUCCCUUUGGUUACGGCGGUUUUGGUAAUCAAGGAGCUGGACUUCCGGGAGGUAAAAGUGGCCCUGGCUCAAAGCCUGGAUUUCCUAUUGGGACUGGAGUUGGCACUGGUGGCAUCUCAGCUGCACAGGCCAAAUCUGCCAAAUAUGGUUUGGGUGGUGCUGGUGGUUUUGGUGCUGUUGCUGGUGGUGCUGGUGGAUUUGGUCCUGGUGCAGGUGGUUUGGGUGGUGGCACAGGUGGACGAUAUCCAGGGCAGAUUCCAGGAGCAGGCUAUGGACCUGGGUCCAAAGCUGCUAAAUAUGGCGGUGUGCCAGGUGGUGUUCCUGGUGGCGUUCCAGGUGGUGUUCCGGGUGGUGUUCCUGGUGGCGUUCCAGGUGGUGUUCCAGGUGGUGUUCCUGGUGGUGUUCCAGGUGGUGGAUAUUUACCAUCAGCCAAAGCAGCUAAAUAUGGUGGUGUACCAGGGGGUGUACCAGGUGGUUUACCAGGUGGUGUACCAGGGGGUGUACCAGGAGGUGUCCCCGGAGGUGUACCAGGCGGUGUACCAGGGGGCGUACCAGGAGGUGUACUAGGAGGUGGUGGAUAUCUCCCGUCAGCAAAAGCAGCUAAAUACGGUGGUGUCCCAGGAGGUGUACCAGGUGGUCUACCAGGGGGUGUGCCAGGUGGUGUGCCCGGUGGAGUGCCCGGUGGUGUACCAGGAUAUGGGGGCGUACCAGGGGGCGUACCAGGUGGCGUACCAGGGGGUGUACCUGGAGGUGGUGGAUAUCUCCCGUCAGCAAAAGCAGCUAAAUAUGGUGGUGUCCCAGGAGGUGUGCCAGGGGGUGUGCCAGGGGGUUUACCAGGUGGCGUACCAGGUGGUGUACCAGGUGGCGUACCAGGGGGCAUGCCAUGGGGUGUACCAUGGGGUGUACCAGGGGGUGGUAGAUAUCUCCCAUCAGCAAAAGCAGCUAAAUAUGGUGGUGUUCCAGGUGGUGUACCAGGCGGUGUACCUGGUGGUGGUGUUCCUGGUGGUGUACCGGGUGGCGUUCCAGGUGGCUUACCUGGAGGUGGCGGAUAUGUACCAGGAGCCAAAGCAGCUAAAUACGGUGGUGUUCCAGGUGGUGGAGCAGGGCGUUUGUCAGGUGGGGUACCAUGGGGUGCACCAGUCGGUGUGCCUGCUAAUGUACCAGGAUUUGGUGGAUAUCAACCAGCAGCCAAAGCAAAUAAUUAUGGAGGUGUAGCAGGUGGAGUUCCAAGUGGUGUUCCUGGUGGUGUACCUGGUGGAGUACCAGGUAGUGUGCCUGGUGGUGUACCAGGAUUUGGCGGAUAUCAGCCAGGAGCCAAAGCAGCUAAAUAUGGUGGCGUCCCUGGUGGAGUACCUGGUGGUAUCCCUGGUGGCAUACCUGGAGGCGUCCCUGGUGGCAUCCCUGGAGGCGUACCUGGUGGUGUACCUGGUGGUGUUCCAGGAGGUGGAUAUUCACCAUCAGCCAAAGCAGCUAGAUAUGGGGGUGUACCUGGCGGUGUACCUGGUGGUGUACCUGGUGGUGUACCUGGUGGUGUACCUGGUGGCGUACCUGGUGGUGUUCCAGGUGGUGUACCAGGGGGUGGAUAUUCACCAUCAGCCAAAGCAGCAAAAUAUGGUGGUGUACCAGGAGGUGUACCAGGAGGAGUGCCAGGUGGUGUGCCAGGUGGUGUGCCAGGUGGUGUGCCAGGUGGUGUGCCAGGUGGUGUGCCAGGUUGGGCACCAUUUGCAGUACCAGGAGGAGGUCAGAGAUAUCCAGGCACCGGUCCAUACUCACCAGCAGCCAAAGCAGCAAAAUAUGGAGGAGCAGGAGCAGGAUUUGGAACAGGAGGACUGGGAGGAGCAGGAACAGGAUUUGGAACAGGAUUUGGAACAGGAGGACUGGGAGGAGCAGGAGCAGGAUUUGGAACAGGAGGACGGGGAGGAGCAGGAGCAGGGUUUGGAACAGGAGGACUGGGAGGAACAGGAGCAGGGUUUGGAACAGGAGGACUGGGAGGAGCAGGAGUAGGGGGAAGACCUGGUUUGGUACCAGGAGGAGUUGGACAGUACUCUCCUGCUUCAAAAGCUGCCAAAUAUGGAGGAGCUGCAGCAGGGUUAGGAGGCACAGGAUUGGGAGGACCACAUGGAGGAAUAGGGGGAGUACCAGGUUUAGUCCCAGGAGGAGUAGGGGGUGGACCAUACUCUGCUGCUGCAAAAGCUGCUAAAUAUGGAGGACUGGGGGCAGGGAUAGGAACUGGCGGACUGGGAGGAACAGGAACAGGAAUAGGCGGAAUACCUGGUUUAGUUCCAGGAGGAGGAACAGGUGGACAAUACGCUGCUGCUGCGGCAAAGGCUGCCAAAUAUGGUGGAGCAGGAGCAGGGUUAGGGACAGCUGGAGUCGGAGGAACGGGAAUAGGAGGAGUGCCCGGUCUGGUGCCAGGAGGAGUUGGAAAUGGACAAUACAAUGCUGCUGCCGCUGCUGCUGCAAAGGCUGCCAAAUAUGGAGGAGCAGGAGCAGGGUUGGGAGCAGGAGGGUUCGGAGGAACAGCUGGACAAGUACCUGGUUUUGUUCCUGGAGGUGGACAGUACUCUCCUGCUGCAAAAGCUGCCAAAUAUGGUGGAGCAGGAGCAGGGUUAGGAACCGGAGGACCGGGUGGUACAGGUGGGCAAGUACCUGGUUUUGUUCCUGGAGGAGUUGGGGGUGGACCAUACUCUGCUGCUGCAAAAGCUGCCAAAUAUGGAGGAGCAGGCGCUCACUUAGGAACUGGUGGACUGGGAGGUAGAGGUGGGCAAGUACCUGGUUUUCUUCCCGGAGGAUUUGGAGGUGGCCAAUACUCUGCUGCUGCUGCAAAAGCUGCUAAAUAUGGGGGAGCAGGAGCAGGGUUAGGAACAGGAGGCCUGGGGGGAUCAGGAGGACUGGGAGGAACAGGAGUAGGAGGAGGGCCUGGUUUGGUACCAGGAGGUGGACAAUACCCUGCCGCUGCUGGUGCUGCAAAAGCUGCCAAAUAUGGAGGAGCAGGAGCAGGAUUAGGAACAGGAGGACUGGGAGGAACGGGAGUAGGAGUGCCUGAUUUAUUACCCGGAGGAGCUGAACGUGGACAAUAUUCUGGUGCUGCUGCAAAAGCUGCUAAAUAUGGAAUCUCAACAGGAGGUGGAGCAGGGGUUGGUGCAGGAUUAGCAGGAGCAGGAGUUGGACCAGGAACAGUUGGAGGGGCUGUUCCUGGAGUGGGUCUUGCCUUGCCAGGAGCGACCCCACACACUGCAGUUAGCGGCCUCCCUGAUGGUUCUGCCGGUGCUACCGUUGCUGGAAAGCCACCAAAGAAUAUAGGUCCUUCUGGAUCUCCUUUUCCAGGCCCUACCCCUAGUGCCUCAAAUGGGAAGGCCACAGAGCUCCCACAGCCCACUGGUACAAAAGGUCAAAGUCCAACUGGCACUGGAACAGGUGUUGGUCCAGGUGGAGUAGGUUACCCUUAUGGAGUUCCUUAUGGAGUUGGAACUGGAACAGGGGCUGCUGUGUUGCCUGGUGCAAAGCCCUUGAAACCUCCCGUUGUCGGAGGAGCAGGAGGUGGUGCAGGAAUCCCUCUGGCAGCAGGAGGAUACCAAGGUGGUUUGCCAUAUCCCUCUGCAGGCGGCCUGGGUGGUGCUGGGGGAGGAGCUAAAGCCCCCAAACCAGGCUAUGGAAAUCUUGGAGGUGGUGGUGGUGGUGGUGGUGGUGGUGGAUAUCAGCCUCAACCAGGUGGAUACAUCCCAGCCCCACUGACUCCUCAACAAGCUAAAGCAGCUAAGUACAUUGGGAAUCCAUUGCAAGGCUUUCUGGGUGGUGCAGGAGGUGGAGGAGGAGGAGCCUACAGAGGUGGCGCAGUAGCAGCAUGCCAGGGUAAAUACUGUGGCAGGAGGAAGUAGAUGUACUCCUGAAGUGCGACGUGGCCUGAAGAAAAUCAUGGUGCUACUGCAUGAACUAGAAUGUACAUUUUAGAACACAAACGUUUUUACUUACUUGACUUCAACAUCUGCUCUUAUGCAAACCCACCGACCAAGAGUUUUGUACUUUUUUUCUCUCGUGAUGACAGUGUCUUUAACCAUAAACGUGUGAAUGUCAGUUUGCUUUUAGUCCCCCUUCUUAUGCACCAAUGUACUUCAAAUACUGUAAUGUUUGUCAGCCUGUGAUUAUUCCUUUGGAUACUUGUCAACAGUGUGUUCAAGUGGACAUAUGGUGACACAGCAAAAGACUGCUUGGUUGUCUGCCAAUGUGACCUAUGUAGGAUGCCGCAGUGCGCCAUUUUUAAUCUUAAAACAAGGCAAGAUGAAAUGUUGCAGCACAGGACCUCUCAAAUCCGUGAGAAGGCUGCUUUUUGUGGCCAAAUCGCAACAGUGUCUUGGGCCCGCCUUCUUGCUGCUAUUUUUAGCUCCAUUGGGUAUAAAGUAGUGGGAAAUAGGACUCCAGCCAGCCCAUCUGUUCUUAUUAGAUUUUUUUUUUUGCUGAUUGUUUUUCCCCAUCAUUUCCAAUUUCAACAAAUGCUUUACUAAGAUCACUGUCUAAAGCAGUGUUGUCUUUUAUUCUUCCAGUGUAUUUCUGUAAGUUUGCAUUUUUGCGCAUUUGCUUUGUGACGCUUUUUCCUCAAGUGUCAUUUCAGGAGUUAUUUACAUUUAUGUAAUAAGGUUAAUUCAAGCUUUUAACACAUAUCUUAUUGUUAUUGUAAUUGUGUGAACAUGCAGUAAAACCUAGCCUUUGCAUUUAUUCAAAAAUUGUAGUACAAAAUAACACAUGUGUUUAAUGGGUUUAUCCAAGUCCCAUUGUUCAUUUACUUGAGCUGCUUUAGAGGGAAAAAAAGAGGAAAACGUUUAGCUGACCAAAGGUUCAUGGGUGCUGUUGCCGAGUGACCCCUUUGUUCUUUCUGUAAUUAUGUACUGUAUUUUGUACUAAUAUGAAAGUUGUUGGCAUUUGUUCAUCCACUCUGAGCAUUUGGAGCCUCACUGGGUCAGAUGUGCCAUGGGAUAGACUUCAUCUUUAUUUAAAUUUAUUUCUAAAAUUGUGGUUUUGCACUUUUUAAAAAAAAAAAUCCACGCACACAUGCACACACGACUUAAUAUAAUCAGCCAAUGUAUUUGCAUCAUCAAAUAAAUAAAUAAAAUGUCUUUGAAAAAA